AUGGAAACUGCUGGAUCAAUCAAAGUCGGCGGGCGAGGGGGGGGGACGACGAAAAACGGCGGGCGCAUUUGGGCACAUGACUGGGAGAACUCUGUGGUGGACCCGCUGGGCGAAAGGAGCUCGCAGACCGUUGCGUUGGGCCUCACGAUGUCAUCGAGCGGAGCGAGCGCGAGCGCGGCGACCAUGCAGCGGCACCAGGAGCAGCGGCGCGCUGACACGAGCGCGCUCGCCGAUGCGGCGAGGGGGCAGAGGCAGAUGCCCGAGCUGCCGCCGUACGAGGCCGCCGUCGACAUUGCCCUCCAGCUUUUGACGGAUGGCGAGGGGCUGCAGGCGCUGCACGCAUCUGAUGAACCGAGCGCAGAGAGUGACAAUCGCAGCAGCAGGCUGCUGCUGCUGCCACAGCAGCAGUCUGCUGCGGCCCUAAUACGCAAGUUGAUGACUAGCAGCACUGCCGGGGGCAUUCGAGCCGCCACAGCCGGCAGUGGCCGUGGCAUACACUGCGAGCACACUUGGUGCAGCUGCGAGGAGCUAUGGCGGGCGCGUGUGUGGGGCUGUAGCCUGUGUUUGGCCGGUUCUGACCCGUUUACUAUCCGAGUAUCAAGUCCGGGCCACAAAAAAUCGCACACGGGUAGCGGCUCAGGGGCCCAGUAA
This is a messenger RNA of Emiliania huxleyi CCMP1516, 651 nucleotides long. RefSeq lists its product as hypothetical. The transcript has 5 exons. Bases 1 to 651 code for a protein of 216 amino acids. The record is from RefSeq and is a predicted model, not a curated record. Lineage: Eukaryota; Haptophyta; Isochrysidales; Noelaerhabdaceae.